Messenger RNA from Seriola dumerili (greater amberjack), 1710 nucleotides. It is a transcript of the gene nkx2.3, whose product is annotated as NK2 homeobox 3. NCBI's taxonomy places the organism in Eukaryota, Metazoa, Chordata, Actinopteri, Carangiformes, Carangidae. Gene Ontology annotation, cellular component: nucleus. Gene Ontology annotation, biological process: cell differentiation; regulation of transcription by RNA polymerase II. The coding region runs from base 150 to 1172 and encodes 340 amino acids. The record is from RefSeq and is a predicted model, not a curated record. The transcript has 2 exons. Gene Ontology annotation, molecular function: DNA-binding transcription factor activity, RNA polymerase II-specific; RNA polymerase II cis-regulatory region sequence-specific DNA binding.
UCUGCAUGAAAAACAAGCAGCGCGCGACCAUUCUUCACGCUUACGCACGGGGUAUUCACUUCUUUUACGCACGCUCCGGAGACAAACUAGUCCGAUUUUGGAUCUAGCCUCCUGACUGUUUAUCUGUCACCUCUCUGUUGGUGGUAAUAAUGCUUCCCAGUCCGGUCAUAACGUCUUCCACCACGCCUUUUUCUGUGAAGGACAUACUGAAGUUAGAGUUGCAGCAACACUCUCAGCAGCACCCGCUCCAGUUUAUCUCCUGCUUCGGUCUCUCUGGUGGAGCUUUCCCAAACAAACCCCUCCGCUCUCACUCGCCGCCCUCCUGCAUGUUGGCCGGCAGGGACAGUCCGAGUCCCAUCAGCUCCGGCCUCUCGGAGAGCGAGGAAAGGAUGUCGUACCUCAACACGAUCACCGUACCGGACCGGCUGUCGGGGUCCGGGCUGCCGUUGGAGAUGUUCGGCAACCCGGCGCAGAGUCACUCCGCAGAGCUCGGUCUGGAGACCGAGCAGGAGGAGCAAGACAGCAACAGCUGCGGUGUGCUGCGCGGUGAGUGUGAGGAUCUAGAUUCGGAGAAACCCGCCACCAAGCAGCAGAGGACCAGGAGGAAACCCCGCGUCCUCUUCUCCCAGGCUCAGGUGUUCGAGCUGGAGCGGCGCUUCAAGCAGCAGCGUUACCUCUCCGCCCCGGAGAGAGAGCACCUGGCCAGCUCCCUCAAACUCACCUCCACCCAGGUCAAGAUCUGGUUCCAGAACAGGAGGUACAAAUGUAAGAGGCAGCGGCAGGACAAGACUCUGGAGAUGGCGGGUCAUCACCAUCACCACCACCACCACCCACCACCGCCGCCCAGGAGGGUGGCUGUGCCAGUGCUGGUCCGGGACGGGAGGCCUUGUCUGACUGGAUCCCAGAACUAUAACACCUCUUACACAGUCGGAGCUCCAAACCCGUACAGCUACAACGGGUAUCCAGCCUACAGCUACAACAGCUCGGUGUAUUCUAACACUUACUCCUGUGCUUACUCUAGUUUACCUGCUUUGCCGCCCAGCAACACCACCGCUAAUGCUUUCAUGAACAUGAAUUUAGGAAACCUUGGCGCACAGACGCAAAGCCAGGCUCCCCAAGGAUCAGUGGUCACACCCUGCCAAGGAACUCUGCAGGGCAUCCGGGCAUGGUAGCGUAGCCAUCAUAUAAGGUCACAACUGAGAGAGACUAAUCGGAAUAGACUCAAACAUGAAAAUCAGAUCAAACGGUGCGAGGAUAGCACAAUUUAUAACUGUAACACAUAACAGAAAAUACAGACCAGUUGGCUGGAACUCAAGGCAGGCCUAUGAGGAAACCCUAACCCGCUGACUGAGAGACAUACUGUAGCCUACAUAUUAACUACAGUGUGCGCAUUUUUCUCUGCGCAACAGUGUAGGAAACUUUUUAAAUCUGAAUGUUGUCGAUGAGCAAAGACUGUGCGUAAUGUGGCCUGUUGUGGUUCAAAAAUAAAGAAAAGGGAAAUGGUAUGGACAUUUUCAUAAACACACACGUUUUCAUGCAUACAGUAUAGCCCACAAUGAAUUUAUUAUUGGCCUCAUCCAAUUAGAUCUCCGAAGAAUGCACUGCGAAUAACAAAAUGGACCACAAUGACCAGAUAAUGCAAUCUUAUUAAGUAUUAUGAUUUUUUUGUGUUUGACCAGUAGCUUUUUUUUUUACUCAAAAACAGCUUUU